CAACUGUGGCGGGAUUGUUGCUUGCUUGGUGGACAUUCGCAGGAAGGAUUCUGCAUGAUAAUCUAUACUCAUACCAAUGCGCCAUCGUCGCAGACGGCUCUACAGCCAAAGAUGCAAAUCAUCCAUCGGAUGAGCGCAUCGAAAUCUCAGGCCGAUCAAGUAGUGGCCGUGCUCAUAUUGAUAAUUCGCGUCAUCAUCCGUGAUUCUUACUACGUCCACAGCCCAUCCAUCUCAAUCCUCUGCUAGCCAGUGCCAUGGGGCUCAUCCUACUCGAUCUGCCGGACGACGUUCUCAUUCUCAUCUUUGCCCUCAUCGAGGUGCCCGAGAUCAUCCGCUUACGAAUGUCCUGCGCGAGGCUGGCCCUUGUCUCGACGCUUCCUAUCAUCUGGACCAACGCCUACCACAGACUCUACUUCUCCCGUCGAUAUCCUCUCCCGGCAGCGCCCAGUGCAUCUUCUCCGCAUUCGCAGUGGGAAGCGGACCUCGAGCACCGCGUCGUCCAUGCCUACCGACUCGGCUGCGCAUGGUCUUCUCCGCAGAUGAUGGACUGGAACGUCAAAGCGACAUUCGAUGCGCGGCAAGGCACGCCCGUCACCGAUGUGCGAUUCAUACACAGCCGCUCAAGCGCAGCGCGCCUCAUGACGAUCUCCAAGAGAAUCUGGUCGGUGAUCACGAUAUGGGAGAUCCAAGAGGAACGCGGGCCAGUGGCAAAGCUGUACGAGUGGUCUGAGCGCGGAUGUUUGGUGCACACCUACGCCUUGUACGAGAAUGCCGUGAACGCACAUAGCGCGCCAGGGGACGUGACACCGUUCAUGGCUGUAGGAACAAGCAUCAAGAUUCUCGCACUGGACGCCACUUCUGGAUUGCACGUCGUAAAGACGAUCGCCUCGAAGAUGGAACCUGUUCUAUUCCAGGACAAUCUCCUGGUCCUAUGCGAUGACACACACACCUCGGUGCUUGUAGACUGGAGGACCGAAGCAAGGGCAUUGCUUAGAAGAGACGAGGAACCAGCGGGGUUCACGUCGGUCGGCGGGGCGAUCCAAGCGGUGCUUCUCGAUAUGUACAUCAUCAUUGUCUGUGCCCGGUGCGUGCUGCUCUUCGAACGACCACCAGUUGUUCCGCCAGUUGCCGUUCCAUCGGGUCCCCACUCACCACUAGCGGACUUUUCUUUCGGAUGGGUCGACAACAUGUCUGUCUGCGAAACAGUCGCGGCUGAAGAUCCGAAGUCCCUGGCUCCGUUGUACGUCAUGUUACGUGCCGCACCGGACGACCCAUGGGCGGCACUGGACGAUUACCACCUCGAUGUUUACACCCUAUUACCCUCACUCGAAGCUGACGGCCCCGAUCCCCUCCCAUAUCGCUUCCCGCCGAGACACACAGCCCGAAUCCGCAGCACGCGAGGAUCGCUCCAGUGCACCGCACUCCGGGUCGGACGAUUCGGCACCAGCAUCUGGAUUCAGCCUCGGGACAGAAGCGUCUCUGGUCUCGCGUAUGCAAUGCAAGAAGAGAUCCACGAAUAUGCGCCGAUCGUGCGGAAGGAUGAACGGGUCAUGUGCUCUGUUCUCCCGGGGCCCUUGUUCAGCGGUGGAGUGGACGAGAACGACGAGGUACCGGAGAUUCGGGCUUUCGAAAUCUGGGCGAAUGAGGCGAAUGAUUGUAAAGCCAUUGACUAUGAUGAAGAUCUCGGAUUGGUCGCUGUGGGAACGACUAGAGGCUCGGUUGUUAUAUUGAGCGCGUAUUAGAUAGCAGACAUUCUAGUCAUUAGCAUAGAAGCAAAGACAUUGUACACUCUGAGGAUGCUUCAUAGUCGUCGUCGUCGUCGUCAUCGUCUUCCGUUUCUUCGUCUCCAUCGGUCUCUUCGUCCUCGUCCUCAUCUUCAUCCUCAUGCUCGACAGGAUCCCCUCCCACCGCUCGGGUAGUGGCCGACGCCGUGUUUGGUAGUAAUAGCUGCACCCCUUUUAUUCUACUUCAGACGUCGUUUCUUUGCCGCAGUGCUGGACCCGGCGGGCAGAGGACGUUUAACGGAGCUGUUUGGCGGCGCUGAGCUCGGGUGCAAGACAGCAUCAGCCGAAACAGCGGGAGCAGCGACUGGAAGAGCCUCGAGAGCUUCAAUGGCGACACGUAACGGGGCAAGAAAGGCUUCAUAAUCCGUUGAAGCUCAUGAAUAGUUGGUCUGCAAGACAGGAAAGUCGGCAGCGCCUUCCCCUCUGGCCUGGGCAACUGUGUUGUCGAUUACAGCCAAUCUCGUCCUGAAGAGAAGCUGAUGGGCCCGGAUGAGCGCGCCCAGGAUGGCCACUGUGGCCGGGUCCGUAAACCUGGUUAUGGGAUGGCGGAAGUACGUAGUCAGGACGGCUAUCUUCUGGUCGCCCAGAGUGUCACGCGAGAGAGUCGCGUCAAACCAUUUCAGAAAUGGCGCAUUGGUGAUUUCACCGCCUUUGGCAUCGAGGCAGCAGAGGACCCAGAGCAGAACGUAGAAGAUGGACUCGAGAUCGUCCAUCUGAUCGUGAAUGCCCAGGGCGGGAUGCGACAGAACACGAACGGACUGGAACGCGCGCGUUCCC
Mycena citricolor is the source of this 2561-nucleotide messenger RNA. The record is from the annotation of a GenBank genome assembly. NCBI's taxonomy places the organism in Eukaryota, Fungi, Basidiomycota, Agaricomycetes, Agaricales, Mycenaceae.